Lycium barbarum (goji berry) is the source of this 1614-nucleotide messenger RNA. Its product is annotated as polypyrimidine tract-binding protein homolog 3-like. Gene Ontology annotation, molecular function: mRNA binding. NCBI's taxonomy places the organism in Eukaryota, Viridiplantae, Streptophyta, Magnoliopsida, Solanales, Solanaceae. Gene Ontology annotation, cellular component: nucleus. Gene Ontology annotation, biological process: mRNA processing; regulation of RNA splicing. The transcript has 15 exons. The coding region runs from base 104 to 1438 and encodes 444 amino acids. The record is from RefSeq and is a predicted model, not a curated record.
GUAAUGUCAAUCUCACAUAGCAAAACACAGCUUUAAACACAACACUGAAAAUAACGCAUCGGCACUCAAGCCCUAAUUCUCUCUCGCUCUCUGAAGGUCAAAAAUGACAGAGCCAUCAAAGGUCAUUCAUGUUCGCAACGUGGGCCAUGAGAUCUCAGAGAAUGACUUGCUUCAGCUAUUUCAGCCGUUUGGAGUCAUUACCAAACUUGUAAUGCUUAGGGCAAAAAAUCAGGCCCUCUUGCAAAUGCAAGAUGUUCCUUCUGCUGUAAAUGCAAUGCAGUUCUAUUCAAAUGUUCAGCCCAGCAUAAGGGGGAGAAAUGUUUAUGUACAAUUUUCAUCUCAUCAAGAACUGACAACCAUGGAUCAGAAUACCCAAGGGCGAGGUGAUGAGCCUAAUCGAAUUCUCUUAGUUUCAAUACAUCAUGUGCUAUAUCCUAUGACUGUGGAUGUGCUGCAUCAAGUUUUUUCACCUCACGGAAUUGUUGAGAAGAUCGUGACAUUUCAGAAGUCGGCUGGUUUUCAAGCUUUAAUUCAGUACCAAUUACUCCAGAAUGCUGUUUCUGCUAGGAACUCUCUCCAGGGGCGUAAUAUAUAUGAUGGCUGCUGUCAACUUGACAUACAAUUCUCAAACCUAGAUGAAUUGCAAGUGAGCUACAAUAAUGAACGCUCGAGGGACUUCACCAACCCAAAUCUACCAGCAGAGCAGAAGGGCAAAUCGCCUCAGCAGGGAUAUGGAGAUGCAGGAGGCAUGUACUCCUUGCAAGUUUCUGGGCCUCGUGGAGUUGGAUUUCCUCAGAUGGGAAAUGCUGCAGCCAUUGCAGCUGCCUUUCCUGGCGGUUUGCCCCCUGGCAUAAGCGGGACAAAUGAUAGGUGUACUGUUCUUGUAUCUAAUUUAAAUCCAGAUAGAAUAGAUGAGGACAAGCUUUUUAAUCUGUUCUCCAUUUAUGGAAACAUUGUCAGAGUUAAGCUCCUGCGGAAUAAACCAGAUCAUGCUCUGGUUCAGAUGGGUGAUGGCUUCCAGGCAGAGCUGGCUGUGCACUUUUUGAAGGGUGCCAUGUUAUUUGGCCAGCGUUUGGAGGUCAACUAUUCGAAGCACCCAAAUAUUACUACCGGACCAGACACACAUGAUUACUCGAACUCAAAUCUCAAUCGUUUCAACCGGAAUGCUGCCAAAAACUACCGGUAUUGUUGCUCCCCCACCAAGAUGAUCCAUCUGUCAACCUUGCCUCAGGAUGUGACGGAAGAAGAGAUAAUGGAACAUUUGGAGGAGCAUGGUCCCAUUGUGAACACUAAGCUUUUUGAAAUGAAUGGGAAGAAGCAGGCUCUUGUUCUUUUUCAAAAUGAGGAGCAGGCAACUGAGGCACUGGUGUGUAAACAUGUUACUUCCCUUGGCGGUUCGACCAUUCGGAUUUCGUUUUCUCAGUUGCAUAGCAUCUGAGUUAAAAGAACACUGUGGUACAGUAUACUGAAAAUAUACAUUUGAACAGUGUCUUUUGCUUUUGUUGUGACUUCAGUUUCUUCCUUAACUUGAGCUCAAGGUAUAUAGGGAGAUUGAAGUGUGUUGUACUUUAAUAUGGUAGUCAAACUUCUUCAAUAGAGAUAAUGUUUUCAUCA